CCGUGUCUUCUGGAGCGCAUGUCGCAGCCGCUUUGCGCGGACAAACAGCAGCUGUGCGCAAACAGAGGACACGGAGGACAUAAAGAAACCAAUUUAACCGCAAACCAGCCUCAAUCCGUGCAUUCAGAUCCGAAUUUAUAACACAAUAACGAUCAUAAUCCAGGACUCAGCCUCCCUCCACCGCCUCGGCACCGCUGCGGAAACACCCGGACUCUUUUUUUUCUUUUUUUUUCUACUUUUCCGCACAGACGCAGACAGCUCCGUCCUGCUCCUCAGCGGCCUCCAUUUUAGCUCCUUGCCCGGUCGGCGCCUCACGUGUCCUGGACUGUCUUCCUCACAUGACCCGUGUGUUUGUCCCCGUGAUCAGCGCUUCCAUCUCCGUAAUUCGGUGUCGUUGAAUAUCGGCGUUUUACACCCGCAAAAGCUUCAUGGAUAUGCUGGAGCAAAGUCUGGACAGCUCGGCGAGUCACGACAAACAGGAAACAGAGGAGGUGGUGCAGCUACAGGAAGGGGAAGCUGUGGGGACGGACGAGCAGACUGCAGUGACCAUCACCGGUGUCCCUCAGACUGCAUUUGCUGACCACAAUGUGCAGUACCAAUUUCGUACAGACAACAGCGGCGGACAGGUGACCUAUCGCGUGGUUCAGGUGACAGAUGACCAACUAGAAGCGGCAGCUGAUGGGACGGGAGCCGUCAGCGUCGUCUCCACUGCAGCAUUUGCUGGAGCCCCUCAGGCAGUAGCGCAGGCCGUCAUCCAGAAUCCUUUCAGCAACGGGGGAAGUCCUGGCGGGGAGACGGUGGGAGGAGAGACACGUUUCGCUUAUUUCCCUGCAGCCACAGUCAGCGAUGGAACAGCCACGGCCGUGUCGGUGCAGGCCACCGCCGACCCAACAAUUACACAAGCGGGAGGUCAGUUUUACGUGAUGAUGAGCCCACCUGAGGUGCUGCAGACGGCGACCCAACGUACCAUAGCGCCACGCACACACACCUACACUGCAGACCUUGGUGAAAGCGAGAUGUUGCAGCAUGGCAGUUCAGACUGGAAAGUAGAUGGUCCACGGGCGCCCAGGGAUGAGAGGCGAAGAGCACAGCACAAUGAAGUGGAGAGAAGAAGAAGAGACAAGAUUAAUAACUGGAUUGUCACGCUGUCAAAAAUCAUUCCUGACUGCAGCAUCGACAGCAGAACCGGAGCGAGUAAAGGAGGCAUCCUGUCCAAAGCGUGCGACUACAUCCGCGAGUUGCGUCAGAAUAACCAGCGGCUGCAGGACAGUUACAAAGAGGUGGAGCGAGUCGAGAUGGACAACGAGCUGCUUAGACAACAGAUUGAGGAAUUAAAGAAUGACAACGCACUGCUUCGAGCACAGCUGCAGCAGCACGGUAUAGAAGUCAACGGAGAUGCAACACCUCAGUGACUGUGGACUGGACAAGUGCAGGAUCACAAACACAGAGUCGCGUCCUCCCACACAGCUGAACGACACCAGGAGAGGAGCAAAAAAAAAAAAGAAAAGAAGAAAUAACAGGAGACAAUUUCUGUCUGAAAUUGGACCAGAGAAACACGCAAAAGGCUCACGAAGAACACCGAAGGACUGCAAAGUGAACACGUCUCCUCCUCCUGCAGCUCCAUGAAAAGCUUGAACGCUCUGAAAUCCGUUAACUGAGUAGCUAACUGAACCUCUCACUUCUGCUUCAAGGAAAUCGACCUCUGCACUCCACCGCCACGCUGCCGCCAAACUCUUCUUUUUACUUUAAAUUAUGAACCUGCCACACAAAGUUUAUUUUUAGCGUCUUUACGUUUUUAUCAUCACACAAACUUUUUCCUUUGGGUUUGUUUUUUUUAUUUUUUGGACAUGCUUUGUUUGAAGCUACUAAAUGGUCCCAUUUUGUUUUAAUUUAUUAGUCUUUAAACAAUGUGUACACAGAAGUUUAAAAAAAUAGAAGCUGAAAUCAUCUCCAGAAAUGAACAAAUAAUGAGCAAAUCAGUUGUUUUGAUCCUGCUCAGCACUGUUACUAAGAAUACUUUUACUGUCAGUCGAUUUUUUUUGUUUAUUUUAAAUUUCUUCCUCUCGACACUGGUACUCCACACACCAGACGGAGCUCACACACAUCGUCCAUCGUCAGUGAAUUCAAAACUAUAAUUUCUGUAGAGUCAAAGUGGGAGUGGCUUUGACAUCACGGGCAUGGAGGUUUUUCUUUUUAGUGUAAGGCCUUAAUAGAUGCCUACUGGAGAAUAUAGGUGUUAACAUAGCUCAGGUAAUUGGGAUUAUGCACUGGCAAGCGGUUCCCACGUUCAAUGACGUCCUUAUAUAAAGAAUUUAGAGCUCAUAUGUGUCCCCCGUUAGGUGCAAUGUACAGAUAAAGUAACACUGAGAUGAUUUUCAAGGCGAAUCGUCUCUGUCGGGCAUUAAACCAUGGUUUGGUUGUGUAUCUGCUUAAUAGGUCACUGGAAUACAGGUGUGAGGUCCUGGUUGGAGACCGGCCUCGGUUUUGGCCCACCGGUCCUGCUGCGUUUUGGUGACUUUUUAUUUUCCCUAUAUUACUAUUUACACCUUGGGAACCAUCGCUGCUGAUUCAUGACCAUAAAACAGCCAUGGUCAGGGAGGGGAUACAAGUUAUGAUGAUGAUGAUGAUGAUUAUACCUAACUAGAUUUUUUUUUUUUUUUUUUUUUGGUCUACACUGAAAGUCACCACAGCAUGGAAAUAUAACCACUGGCAUGACUAAUUCUGAUACUACAAUAAAUGAGUGUUUAUA
Maylandia zebra (zebra mbuna) is the source of this 2749-nucleotide messenger RNA. It is a transcript of the gene usf2, whose product is annotated as upstream transcription factor 2, c-fos interacting. The record is from RefSeq and is a predicted model, not a curated record. Gene Ontology annotation, biological process: regulation of transcription by RNA polymerase II. NCBI's taxonomy places the organism in Eukaryota, Metazoa, Chordata, Actinopteri, Cichliformes, Cichlidae. Gene Ontology annotation, molecular function: protein dimerization activity; DNA-binding transcription factor activity, RNA polymerase II-specific; RNA polymerase II cis-regulatory region sequence-specific DNA binding.